Molecule: messenger RNA, 769 nt
Organism: Thamnophis sirtalis
Lineage: Eukaryota; Metazoa; Chordata; Lepidosauria; Squamata; Natricidae
Source: RefSeq, a predicted model, not a curated record
AAGAACGAAACAAGAAAGGAAGCGGGAGGAGUCAACGCGAGAGGCGGUUGAGGUGAGGGAACUGGUUGCGGAGCUGGCCGGGGCAGACUUUUCCCUGGGCUCGCUGAAGAGAAGGAAAAAGGCUGGCGGGAAGGAAACCUGCGCGCCAGACUCGCGGGACGUUCUCGGUGAAGGAAACAACACGCCCGGCCGGCUGGGUCAAAAGCAGUCAAGAGGGCCCCGCGGGCAAUGGCGGCUCGGAAUAGGAACUGCUCGGUCGACUCUCCUUAGCCGAGAAGCGGACUUCCAACUGUGUGUGUGUUGCGGGGGAGAGACAGCCGGACUGGCGCUGGGGUCGUCGACUUUUGACACCCGCGGUCGAGCUGAGUUCCCAGGCGUUGCUGCUGCCUCCCUCCCUCCCCGGAGCUGUGGCCAAGACCGCCUCAGACCGCUGAAGGUGCGUGGCGGCUACCAGAACUGGCCGGGCCAUGGAGGCGCCGGCGGAGAACCCGAGCAAGGCGGCGGAGUACCUCAAGGAACUCAACAAGAUCAUUGAGACGCAGCAGGAGCUGCUGGAGAAGCAAAAGCUUCGGAUAGACGAGCUCGAGCAGCAAGUGGCCAAGAUGUACCACGAGAACGCCCGGCUCCAGGAGGAGCACCGGCGGCACCUGGCCACUUGCAGGCUGGUGCUUCUGCAGCAGCAGCAGGGUGCCCUGUCCGCACCGCCGGGGAAGGGGCAAGAAAUCUCCCAGCAUGAAAAGUCUGAAAGUGAAAAUUCAAGAAGCAUCAG